AUGGGAGAUUUGAAGUACUUCCUUGGUCUAGAAGUGGCAAGAUCCAAGACGGAAAUUACUUUGUACCAGAGGAAAUAUGUCCUUGAUUUACUCAAGAAAACAGGAUUUGAAAGGUGCAAACCUGCCACCACUCCUAUUGAUUAUGGAGCAAAACUAAGUAAAACUACUAGGAAAUUGCUCGCUGAUUCUGGUCAGUAUAGACGAAUUGUGGGCAAGCUUUUAUAUCUAUCAAAUACUAGACCUGAUAUAAGCUAUGCCAUUGGGAAGCCAAGCCAAUUUUUGGAUUGCGCUACUACUGAGCAUUUGAAGGCAGCACAUAGAGUGUUGCGUUAUAUAAAGGGUUCUCCUGCUGCAGGCCUCUUCUUUUCUGCAGAUUUUGAUUUACAACUUACCGGUUUCUCUGACUUUGAUUGGGCUGGUUGCGUUGACUCUCGCAAAUCCAUCUCGGCAUAUUGUUUUUAUUUAGGACCAUCAUUGGUUACUUGGAAGAGUAAGAAACAACUAACAGUUGCAGCCUCCUCUUCAGAAGCAGAGUAUAGAGCUUUAGCUCUGGCCACCUAA
Molecule: messenger RNA, 561 nt
Organism: Arachis ipaensis
Lineage: Eukaryota; Viridiplantae; Streptophyta; Magnoliopsida; Fabales; Fabaceae
Source: RefSeq, a predicted model, not a curated record